GGUCCCUAUUCGUCCCUGGACCUCGUUAUCAAGCAGCCUCAGCACCAUCAUUUAAGUCAACAAGGGGCUCGGAUGAGAGGCAGGUCACCAACGCCAUCCUUGUACACACGCCAACUUUUGCAUACCCAAAUCAACCCCCGCUGCCCGACCCACACCAGGAGCAUUGCCAGUACCGCCCUCAGUAGACCGCCUCGUUAUCUCACGUCACCUGUUAACCGACUUGCAAUCACCCGUAUACCCUUUGCAUCUGCUCAACCCGUCAGAGGCUACGCAGCUAUGGUCAAGUUCACGCCCCCCACUUCUGUGCCUCCUCCACCCACCCGCGAACCCUCGGACAUUCACACCCUCUCAUCCAUCACCUCGUUCAGGCCCCUGCACCUGCACCUCGAAUGGGACGUCAACUGGGACAAGAAGCUCAUCUCUGGCAGUGUUGAGCACACCAUAAGGGCGCUCAAGAGCGGAAAGAAGGAGCUGCGCUUGGACUCUAGCUACCUCGAUGUCUCAUCUGUGACCUCGCACGGCCACAAGCUUGACUUCACUGUAGAGCCUAGGAAGAAUUCUCUCGGCUCACCGCUCGUCAUCACCCUGCCUCAGCCUUCGCAAGAGGGCGAGGAAUUCAAGCUGCACAUCAAGUAUUCCACGACUGCUGACUGUACAGCGCUUGGCUGGCUAUCCGCUGAGCAGACGGCAGCCAAGACAGCUCCUUUCCUCUACUCGCAAUGCCAGGCCAUUCAUUGCCGAUCAUUGGUCCCUCUGUUUGAUUCACCAUGGUGGAAGAUCACGUACACGGCCACUGUCAAGUCGCAAUACCCCAUCCUCAUGUCGGCUCUGCCCGUCGAUCCUGAGAACCACGAGCGCUUCCUUGACCCGGUCACUCCUGACGAAGCCAUUGCCAACCCAGAAGAGGUUCGCACCUAUGGCUUCUCUCAGAAAGUCAGCAUCCCUUCGUACCUCAUCGCAAUCGUGGCUGGGCAUCUUGCCUUUGCUCCGCUGGGCCCACGUACCGGUCUAUGGGCUGAAAAGCCUGACCUUGCCAGGUGCAAAUGGGAGUUCGAGACAAAUGCUGAGAAUUACCUCAAAGCACUCGAAGACAUCGUCAGCCCUUACUCUUGGACGCGGUACGACAGCGUUGUUCUGCCUCCAAGCUUUCCCUAUGGAGGCAUGGAGAAUGCCAACAUGACGACACUGACGCCGACACUGAUCGUCGGGGACAGGUCGCAGUGUGAUGUCCUGCUGCAUGAGCUUUCGCACUCGUGGUCGGGAAAUUUGACAUCCUGCGGUGACUGGUCAUCGUUCUGGCUCAACGAAGGAAUCAACGUGUACCUUGAGAGAUUGGCUCUGCAGUACGUUCAUGGACCAGAAGAGGGCCCAGCUCACCGCGGCUUCUCUUACAUCAUCGGAGCCAAGGCGCUGCUGGACGCCAGGAAGCAGAAUGAAGACACACCUCGCUUCCAGCGACUGGUCCCUGUCUUCACAGAGGGAGAGGAUCCAGACGAUGCCUUCUCGUCGAUUCCUUACGAAGCCGGCUCAAAUCUCAUCCUACAUCUGGAGAGGACAGUUGGAGGGCUGGACAUUUUCCUGCCCUUCAUCAAGAGCUAUUUCAAGACCUUCUACAACCGCUCGGUGACCACGCAGGAUUUCAUUGAUCACCUGUAUUCCUUCUAUGCAUCUUCUGAUGAGAUCACUGCAGAUCUGAACAAGGUCGACUGGAAGGCGUGGCUCCAUGGUGAGGGCUUGGCUCUUCCCGUGAAAAUGACGUACAACGACUCGCUGGCUCAGGAGAGCUAUGCGCUUGCAAAGAGGUGGUCAGAUGUGAUCAAGUCUUCGGAAGCACCCAAAGUGGGCGACUUUUCAAUAAAGGACAUCGAAUCCUUCGAUACGGACCAGCUGAUCGUCUUCAUGGAGCGGCUACACGAAGAUUCGUCUCUGAAGUUCCUGGAUAAGUACGCCAAGCACAUGGACGAGGUAUACCGAUUUACGAGCGACAAGGGCGCAAACGGAGAGGUUAUGCUCCGCUUCUUCGAGCUCGCCCUGGAGGACAAGGAGAGCAGCUUCAUCAAGGAGGCGGCGCAGUGGGUCUCUCGACAAGGAAGGAUGAAGUACAACCGACCCAUCUACCGUUCGUUGUCAAAGAUCGCUCCAGAGCUGGCGAAGAAGACGUUCCUGGAGCACAAGAGCUUCUAUCAUCCCAUCGCGGCAUCGAUGAUUCAGAAGACUCUGGGACUCGGGCGUCAGCCUUCCACGUCCACCGAACCGUCCCAUGAAAUCAUCGCUGUGAUCGGAUCUACAGGUACCGGCAAGUCCCAGCUCGGCGUCGAGAUUGCAGAGUACAUCUCUUCCGCCGCUGCCUCUUCCGCUCCCUCGUCUGAGAAGUACACUUCCGCUUCGGUCAUCUCUGCUGACUCGAUGCAGAUCUAUCAUGGGCUGGACGUGAUCACAAACAAGGCCAAUGUGAGCGAGAUGGCUUCCGUGCCCCACCACUUGAUGUCCUUUCUCCCCGUCGGCGAAGAGUACGAUGUUGGUAGGUUCUGUCAUGAUGCUAAGACACUCGGUGAGGGGAUGCUGCAGCAGGGAGAGCUUCCCCUGGUCGUUGGAGGUACUACGUACUAUGUUCAGCACCUGCUCUUUCCCGGUAAAGUCGUUACUGCCCGUCUGGCAGAGGGGCGUGGAGGUGAUAUUGAGCCCAGAGAGGCGAGCACAGUCACCAGCCCUGCUGAUGAGGAGCUGAUGCAGCGCAUCAGGACGUUGCCCCCUGCUGAGGCAGCAACGUGGGAGGCCGUGGUCUCCACAUCUCGCAAUACCUUGCCAGGCGUGCCGCCUCUACAUCUGUGGCAACUGCUGGAUAAGCUGGACCCAGAUAUGGCCAAGAGAUGGCAUCCCCAAGACAGUCGGAAGAUCUCGAACUCCUUGCGCGUCAUUGCAGACACUGGUCGGCCUCAUUCCGACUGGGUCAGGGAGCAAGAGGACGGAGGCAAGGGAGGCGAGGACACCUCGAACUCUCCGUCGCCCUCUGAAUGGGCUGGCAGGCCGCUGCGGGUGUUACUGAUCUGGGUGUGGGCUUCUCGAGACGAUCUCUAUCUUCGGCUCGACAAGAGGGUGGAAAAGAUGAUUCCGGCUGGGCUCUUAAAGGAGAUCUGCGAGCUGAGGGAGAUCGCUGAAAGAAUGAAGACAGACGAGGGCAGAGACGAGACGGACUAUACGCGGGGCAUCUUUCAGGCUAUAGGCUACAAGGAAUUCAAGCCUUUCCUAGAUGCCCUUGACGCUGCAGGUACGUCCGGUGUCAAUGUAGAUCUAGCUGCUCUAUCACCGGAGCUCAAAGCACUCUUCGAGCGCGGUCUGCAAGGCAUGAUGACCGCGACGAGGCAGUACGCGAAGAAGCAAGUCGCCUGGAUGAAGAACAAGUUGCUGCCCGAGGCCAGGAAACGAAGAGACAGGGGAGAGGAGGUAGAGGUCAUCCUUCUGGACACCACCGAUGUCGACAAGUGGCAAGACAAUGUCAAGACGCCGGCACUAGAGGCUGUCAAAAUGUUCCUCGCCGGUAAGAGGUUGCCUGCGUCUGUGCAUACCGAGGCUUCAAAGCGGGAGCUAGUGCCUCUGCUGAAAGAGCCGGAGGCGAGGCCUGAUGCUGCUGUCGCCGCCGACGCUGGCUCAUCCUCCUUGUCUUCAAAUGCAUACAAGCUGUGCGAAGUCUGCACGAACUCUCGUGAGAAGCCAGACUCUGCCCCAGUCUACUACCGGCAAGCCGACGAGCGACAUCACAUGACGAGCAAAAGCCAUCGCCACGCGCUGAACAGGAUCCGCAAUAAAGAACGACUCGAGAGCGAAGGCACCUUAGCUGACGCUAGUGACGCUGCUCUGCAGAAGGCAGAGCAGAGAGCUGCGAAGAGGGCAAAGGCGAGUCACUCCAAGGCUCCGCAAGAAGAGAUGGGCGACGCCAGCCCUGAUACAAGUAUGCCACAAGACCAGCCGGCCCUCGCCUCUGGCGCGACAAGUUCAACAAAUAGCAGCUCAACGGCAGGCAAUCUCAGAAGACGAGGUGAAGAGGAGUCUGGUGCCCACCUCGAAGCAGACAGGAACGACUUCCCUGCCAUCCCUCCCGAUUUCAAUCAGAUUGACCACAAGCACCUUCAAGCUUCGCACCAGCAAGGCCGAGCCUCUCCCCUUUUCUUCCUCAUCGGCUUCCACUUGCUGCUCGCCUGUCUGACCCUGACUUUCUUCCAGCCAGACGAGUUCUGGCAAUCGCAAGAAGUGGCUCAUCGACUCAGCUUCGGGUACGGGUACCUCACGUGGGAGUGGCGACACCCUGGAGGCGCUGAGUCUUGGCUUGGACUAGUGACGCAGCAUGGCUCGCCCCGGAGGCUCUGGGACUACCUGCAGGGAGGUCCAGUAAGGAGUGUGCUGUACCCUCUCAUGUUUGUGCCUGGCUAUCUGUCGCUCAAGUCGACAGAGCUAGAUCAGUACUUCACACUACUUACCCUCACCCCACGUCUGAUCCAAGCUGUUCUCUCGGCUGUUGCGGCUCAUCAUACAUAUAUGAUAGCUGAUCAGCUCAUCGGAGGGCCUUCCGUCGGGUAUGCUACCCUUUUCUCCCUUCUCACAUCACCGUACUAUCUCUAUACGGCUAGUCGUACGUUUUCAAACACUGCUGAAGCGAGCUUGAGCACUAUCGCCCUUUAUUCCUGGUUCAAGAGCACGCACGAGGCUAGUGGCGGACAUAGCCUGCCACUGAGUUUGGCCGCUUUGGCUUGCCUCAUCAGACCGACGAAUGCUGUCCUCUGGAUGUUUCUGUUCGCCGAAGAGAUGGUUAGAUCGCCAGGAGCCAUCAGCGGUUUCAAAGAGAAGAUCAGACAACCUGCCGAUAGACGUACCUCUCUCAUCGUGAGCGCCAUCGUCAUUGGUCUCGUCUCCCUCCUCGUCACCGCUGUCCUCGACUCCUGGUUCCACCAAAGACCGGCACUCCCACUCAUUCCCUUUUUGAACCAAAAUGUCUUCCAGUCCAUCUCCCUCUUCUACGGGUCCAACCCCUGGCACUGGUACCUCAGCCAAGGUCUGCCCAUUGUAGGCAUGACCGCUUUGCCUUCCAUCUUCCUCGGGGGGAGGAACCUCUUGUUGCAGGGCGGAAUCGGCAGGUCACUAGUCAGACUGACGCUCUGGACAAUUGCGGUGUACUCGUGUUUGGGUCACAAGGAGUGGCGCUUUCUCCAGCCGGUAGUGGCGCUACUGCACAUCAUGGCGGGCAAGUACCUCGCUACCCCUACCUCCAGUGCCAGUAGUUGCGCCCCUGCCAGCGCCACAAGCGCAACCAGUAGCGUCUCCAAGCAGCGUAGGAGCACUUUUUCCUCCCUUCUCACCAGCACGUCGCACCGCAAGCUCUUCCUCCUGCACCUGAGCACCCUCCCACUGGCGAUCUACCUCCUCCUCUUCCACUGCAUCGCCCAGUCCUUCACUCUACCGCGCUACCUGCGUGCAGCGCACUCCAGGGGGGAGCUCAAGAGUGUGGGAUUCCUCAUGCCCUGCCACUCUACACCUUGGCAGAGUCACUUUCACUUGAAGGAGCUCGAGAGAGGAGGAGGAGAAGAGGAUCGACUCUGGUUCAUCAGCUGUGAACCUCCCAGAGGAAACUCCACUGACAACCUCAGCAGCAGCAGCGGCAGCGGCAACGGCAGCGGCAACGUCUAUCGCGACGAGUCCGACUACUUCUACCAGGAUCCGCUACGCUACCUCCGUCUCUACCUUCCUUCGAAGGUGGGCGAGUCCUUCGUCUCCACUCCCGCUGUGGGAGAGUGGGACACACGAGUGCACCGCGCGAUGUGGGAUUCACCCUCGGGUUCGCAAUCGAGGGGAGAUGCAGAGGAGGUGGUAGGCUCAGACGUACCACUGCACCAAUGGCCCACCCACCUAAUCACAUUCGAAGCGCUUCUCCAACCCCUUUACUCCAGCACCACUCCGCCUCCUAUCCCUCAAGAAGUCGUAGCAGCUCCGUCUGUGACAGUGGAGACUGAGCUGCGCAAUAAAGGCUACAUAGUCGAAGCGCGUCUCUGGAACAGUCUCUUCCACGAUGAUCCACGACGCAGAGGACGGGUUAUCGUCUGGAGAUGGGUGGGUGGAGGAUAAAGAGGGCUUUGCAGGGAGAGUCAGGAGGGGCAUUUAGGGUUUUUAGGGGCAAG
This is a messenger RNA of Microstroma glucosiphilum, 6167 nucleotides long. RefSeq lists its product as hypothetical. The transcript has 5 exons. The record is from RefSeq and is a predicted model, not a curated record. Gene Ontology annotation, cellular component: cytosol. Gene Ontology annotation, biological process: proteolysis; tRNA processing. Lineage: Eukaryota; Fungi; Basidiomycota; Exobasidiomycetes; Microstromatales; Microstromataceae. The coding region runs from base 73 to 6114 and encodes 2013 amino acids. Gene Ontology annotation, molecular function: zinc ion binding; aminopeptidase activity; epoxide hydrolase activity.